Molecule: messenger RNA, 2646 nt
Organism: Symbiodinium natans
Lineage: Eukaryota; Dinophyceae; Suessiales; Symbiodiniaceae
Source: the annotation of a GenBank genome assembly
AUGCUUGCGCGAUGGUUCCGCUGUGUUUCCAUCGCCCUUGCAGCCGGGCUCCGGUCGAAGAAUCAGGUCUGGCCGUGGGAUGAGCAUCCCACGAGCUCGGUUGAGGAGCUUCAGGAGCUCCUCGCAACCGUGCUGGCGGAGGCCACUGCAGCCAACGCAGACGCAGAGGCCGGCGAUGCGGCGGAGGAGGCGGAGGAGGCGGAGGAGGCGGAGGAGGAGGAGCAGCUGAGGCUCCGGGAGCUAGUUGCCAGCAUCAGGAAGGACUGGCAGAGCUCCCCAAAGGUUUGCCAUCGGCAGCUCGGGUGGCUCAUGAACAACCUCACGGUUGCAUGCCAAGGCUUGCAGCCACGAGCCGACUGGCUUCUCGACUACUACGUCCCAGCUCUCCCGAACAAGACGUGCGUCGAGAGCGUAAGCGAUAUCUUUGCAUCGGGAAGCCAUCUGGUCGAAACCCUCCGAGUCUCCAGAGAAGCGGUCGCUUCCGUCGAGCUGGCGAGCAAGACGCUCAGUCUCUAUCAAGCACUCUCCUUUCUGAGGAGCUGGCUGGUAGAGCUCACCCGGACUCGGCAUGAUGCGUUGCUUUGGGCCGGCUUCUGGGAUGGGGACCCCCAGAAUCGCACGACGCAGGCGAAGCUCUCGAACUUUGCCAAGGCGAUCGAACACGCGACGGUCCACCCGGACAGCUUCCUGGGCCAAGCCAUCGAAGCGAGCCAGGAUCUGGAUGCUUGCUACGAAGACGUUGAAACCAGGCCACUUGCAGAAAACAUGUGGUCCAUCGCAAGCAUGAGCUUUGUGCUCGGAAUGCGCGACAAGGCACAGGGAACAGUCAUUGCACUGGUCAACAAGCACAUCACGGGCACCCCGCGUAUCUUGUCAGAGUCCGUGCUGUCCGCCCACGAGCUCCCCACUGUGGGACUCGCCGCCUGGGGGCUCGGAUUCUGGUCUCCGAAAGUGCUGCUCGUGGACCUGAUGGGAACUUGUGACAAGACGAGCCCAGCGCUACAACAGCAGCUUCUCGCCCGCCUGCCCUCUUGGGCCAAGUCCAAGUCAGUGACGCAGUGGAGCCCAGAAGCCUUCGCGAUGAGGUCGAGGCUCCAGUGGCAGUGCGUCGACUGUUCCGGGGCUUGCGGCCUGGACGAGGCCUUGGCAGAUCACGUGGAGAAGCUGGUCAAGGCCAAGCGGGAGCAGGACCAGAAGGACCAGGACCUCCGCCAGGUCGUGAGCCCUCAAUUCGCGGCCAUGGCCGCAGCCGGGAUCAGACCAGAGGAAGUGGAUGAGCUGGGCUUAGGCGGCAAGCUACGUACGACGCUGUGGAGAAAUCUGAACCCUUCGGACAAGGCUGCAGUAGCAAAGGUGUCAGAGUCAGGGCUCGAAGAAUUCUCGCAUGCUUUGAGCCAGAAUGUGACAGAUCGAAUGAGGAGGGCGAUGCUGGAGAUUCAGCAGCCCAAUGGCCCAGCCAGGCUGCGAGGGGUGAUGCAACUCCUCCGGCAGAAGGCGGACCCGAACGCUCCAGAUCGGCUCGGCCACACAGCCUUCAUCUACGCUGCAUACGAAGGAAGCCUCGAGGUCGUCGAGGCACUACUGGAAGCCGGAGCCCAGCUGGAGGCUCGCGAUGUGCAUGGCCUGACAGCCCUCAUCUGGGCCGCAGACAACGGGCGUUUGGAGGUAGUCGAGGCAUUGGUGGAGGCCGGAGCCCAGCUGGAGGCCCAAAGUGAGUAUGGCUUCACAGCCCUCCUCUGCGCUGCAGGCAGCGGCCACUUGAUGGUGGUCGAGGCAUUGGUGGAGGCCGGAGCCCAGCUGCAGACCCGCGGUGGGUAUCGUUUUACAGCCCUCAUGCAAGCUGCAGGCAAUGGCCAUCUGCAGGUGGUCGAGGCUUUGUUGAAAGCCGGAGCUGAGGUGGAGGCCCACAAUAAGUUUGGCGGCACAGCCCUCAUCUCUGCUGCAGACAGCGGCCGCACGAAGGUGGUCGAGGCGUUGGUGGAGGCCAGAGCCCAGCUGGAGGCCCGCACAGAUACUGGCUCCACAGCCCUCAUCUCUGCUGCAGAGAAGGGCCAGCCGAAGGUCGUCGAGGUGUUGGUGGAGGCCAGAGCCCAGCUGGAGGCCCGCGAUAAGUAUGGCUACACAGCUCUCAUCCGUGCUGCAAAGCAUGGCCAGCCGAAGGUCGUCGAGGUGUUGGUGGGGGCCGGAGCCCAGCUGGAGGCCCAUACUGACGCUGGCAGCACCGCCCUCAUCUCUGCUGCAGACAGCGGCCACACGAAGGUGGUCGAGGCGUUGCUGGAGGCCGGAGCCCAGCUAGAGGCCCACAGUGACGCGGGCUUCACAGCCCUCAUCUCUGCUGCAGACAGCGGCCACACGAAGGUGGUCGAGGCACUGGUGGAGGCCAGAGCCCAGCUGGAGGCCCGCACAAAUACUAGCUUCACAGCACUCAUCUCUGCCGCAGAAAGCGGUCACACGAAGGUGGUCGAGGCGUUGGUGGAGGCCGGGGCCCAGCUGGAGGCCCACGCUGACACUGGCUUCACAGCGCUCGGCUACGCUGCAGGGCACGACCACCUGCAGGUGGUCGAGGCGUUGUUGAAGGCCGGCGCCCAGCCCCAGGAAGCUGGCGAAACCGCCUUCGAUCUUGCAGCAGAAGACUCAGGUUACUAG